CUACAGUUUAGCGCCAUUUGUACUGCAUAAUACAGAGAGUAAAGACCAAACCAGAGAGAUUUACAUUAGAAAGAAAAAAACAUGUGAAAUAUUUUCUAUGACAACCUCUGCAUUAUUACAAAGAAGCACAACAAUGGAGAAGAUGAUUCAGAUACAAUACGACCAUUUCUCUUCUAUUAACUUGUGGUGACCUGUGAUGCCCUGAACUACCUCAUUUCAUUUUUCUAAUCUUGAAUCAUUUUAUUAUUAUAUAAAAUAAAAGGUUUGUGUAGCUUCAUUGCAUUGUUAUUUAUCACUGCCUCUGGCGUUGACUUUGGGCUCCUUACCCUACAUAUAUAUAUACACACCUACAUACAUACAUAUCAUUGUCAUGAUCAUCUUGUUCACUUAAUUAGGGUUUACAGAUUCAUUUGUGAGUUCUGAGUUUAAGGAGGACCAUCGGUGUAAGCAAAGAGCGAAGCUAUCUAUAGUAUUGUUGUGAAACAAUCAUUGAGAAGGAUUCCGCAGAGAAGGACACUUGUCAAUCGCAAAGGAAAAGGAAGGAACCAGUUUUGCAUGAGGUUGAUGGCUCAAGUGGUGCAGCAAAGAAACAAGACCAUAACGCCAAGGAACGUCUUAGGAGGAUGAGACUUCAUGCCUCUUACCUCACUCUCGGCACUCUUCUUCCUGAUCAUUCUUCUUCUUCUUCCAAGAAGAAAUGGUCUGCACCGUCUAUAAUCGAUAAUGUAAUCUCUUACAUUCCUAAGCUGCAAAAUGAAGUUGGAGAGCUGACUCUAAGAAAGCAGAAGCUUGUGGAGUUAGAGAGACGUGGUCCUUCGAUUCGAGCAAUCUCGGUUCUUGAGUUGGGGGAAUCGGGUUAUGAGGCUGUUGUACAGAUAUGCUUGAAGAAGGAAAACGAAGACGAGUUCUCGAACCUCCUUCAUGUAAUGGAGGUGCAAGGUUUGAGUAUUUUAAGUGCUUCUACUUCUCAAGUUUGCCGGGAGCAAAGGGUGGUUUGCUACAACUUUCAUGUCAAGAUGGAAGAGAAGCCAUGUGAAGGUGAUGACUACAUCACAUUGUUAAAGAACAACAUCAUAUCUUCGCUUCGUGGCAACACAAAAUGCAAAUGAUAUAUAUACAUAAUGAGGUAAUAGAAUCAAUGGGAAUAUCUUUGAUGAUGCCAUAUCACAAUAGUCAUUCCUCUUCUUGCUUAGAUCAUGUGUUUGUUUUGGUGUUUGAAAUCAAAACUAACUUUUAUCAUACUCUCAGUUCUAUAUAGAUUUAGAAGUUAUUUUUUUAUCUCCCUAUGCUAGAAAAAGAACCGUUUAGUAUGCCUCAAGAUCAGAGUUCGAAUCUCAGGUUUAAUUAAGAAGUGUGACUAAUUUUUACUUGUUCUGGUCUCGGACGUCCAAGAAAAUUAUGGACCAAAUGUCGUCGUAACUUGUUGUUUCAUGCAUGUUCUGUAAUGGUUAUGUUUUGGUUGAGCAACGUUGGUUUUAGGCGGCUUCAAGGUUCAAGCAAAGCUGAACUCGAGUACAGUCCAACAGAGAGAGAGUGUUCUCUACGAUACAAAAACUACCUUAUAGUUUUCUUUUUAGUCAGAUUUAAGCAUUGUUCUCAUAACGGAAAAAAAUCUGAGAUCCUUACAUCAACACACAAUUCUCAUAACUAAAUCGUGUACGGUGUAUGUAAAAUAUGUUCGGACAAUAUGAACAUUAUUAACUUGUA
Capsella rubella is the source of this 1707-nucleotide messenger RNA. RefSeq names its product transcription factor bHLH160. Lineage: Eukaryota; Viridiplantae; Streptophyta; Magnoliopsida; Brassicales; Brassicaceae. The record is from RefSeq and is a predicted model, not a curated record. Gene Ontology annotation, biological process: regulation of transcription by RNA polymerase II. Gene Ontology annotation, cellular component: RNA polymerase II transcription regulator complex. Gene Ontology annotation, molecular function: protein dimerization activity; RNA polymerase II transcription regulatory region sequence-specific DNA binding; DNA-binding transcription factor activity, RNA polymerase II-specific. The transcript has 5 exons. Bases 624 to 1109 code for a protein of 161 amino acids.